UUGACUCAUCUGUGUGUCACUGCUCUUCUCUGCCAGACUGAUAGACGCGCUGACUGAGAGAGAGACGCUCACAAAAAUCAGCAAAGAGUUGAAACUAAAGGAACAUAUUCCGGCUGACUUGGACUAGAGACAUGACCAAAGAGACUGAGACUCUGGGACUGGUCUUUCAGAGCGAGAACUUUAACUAUAACCGUUACAAUAACUACGUCAUGGACUCCUGGUCCUACCUGGACAGCCCUGUCCCUGAGCAGAACCACACCAAACCCAGACUCCACCCAGGAGACGACCUGACAGCCUUAACCAUGCUUUAUGAACAGUGCAAGAGCCAAAAAGAGCAGAAGAUAGCAAACUGCAACCGCGUUGGCAACAUCUGCAAAACAGAGAGGACUUCAACCAAUGAUCUUGCUUCACUGGAGGCUUCUGCCAAUGUCAUGAAAAUCCUCUCAGAGAGUGUUCCCUUAAGCCAUCCAUCCCAAGAAGUUUUGGGGUCCAAGCAGAACGUCUCCCUGCCCCUCUCUGUUCCCACCACUUCAGACACCUACGCCACUUUGACCAGCGUCGUUGCUGACACUUACGACAAGCAGGAGCUCAACAUCAUCUUUGACUCUCUGCUGCAGAAGUGGCCAGAGAGCGGGGCUUUCCCUGACCCAAGCGCUGAGACUCUCCCCUACAAUGAUCCCUUCCCUGACCAAGCCAGCCCGGUCUACUCAGGCUCCUACACUGGUUCCCCACCAGAGAGAUUCAGGAGUGAGUUCCAGUUUUCCCUGGGAGCUCCCCUGGCUUCUCCUUACAAGUCUAGUGAGCUGCCCAUGGUCUACCUGAACAAGGGCCAGUUCUACCCUAUCACUCUGCAGGGAGUGGACAGCAGCGCCAGCUUCACUGCCACUAAAGUCAAGACAGUUGUGAUGGCUGUGUUUGAGAAUGACAAGAGCCCAGAAAUGCAGCUCCGCUUUUGGAAUCACUGGCACGCACGUCAGCCAACCGCCAAGCAGAGGGUCAUUGACAUCGCCGACUACAAAGAGGUGUUCAGCGGCAUCAGCAACAUAGAGGAGGUGGCAUUCAACGCGCUCUCCUUUGUUUGGAACCCCAGCGAAGAGGCCAAGGUGUACAUUGGCAUCAACUCUCUGAGCACAGACUUCUCCGCUCAGAAGGGAGUGAAAGGCCUGCCACUGAAUCUGCAGAUCGACACUUACGACUUCAGCUCGGGAAACAACCAGCUCCUUCACAGAGCUGCUUGCCAGGUCAAGAUUUUCUGCGAUAAGGGUGCAGAGAGGAAGAUGCGAGAUGAGGAGAGGAAGAGAAGCAAAAGGAGGGGCAAGGCCGAUGCUAACACCAACAAGCCUUUAGUGAGCAGCUCCAUGGCUAGCGACUGCACCUUCUUCCAAACCCUGGAUGACCACGUCACACAGCCAGUUCUCUUCAUCCCAGAAACACACCUCUCCAACUUACAGCGCAUGGCCGCUCCCAUGGACGAGAUGGAAAGGAGUUCUAUGAAGAGAUUGUAUCCAGACAGAGACCCGAACAGCUCUCCAUCCAGCAAGCAAGCCCGCAGAGAAGACCCACAAAGAGUUCUGCUGUACGUGAGGACACCCGCCGAAGAGGUGUUCGAUGCGCUCAUGCUCAACACGCCAACAUUGUCAGGCCUACGGGAAGCUGUUUCAGAAAAGUACGGCAUGCAAAAAGACACCAUUGGGAAAAUCUACAAAAAAUGCAAAAGAGGGAUUUUCGUCAACAUGGACGACAACAUCAUCGAACACUACACCAACCAGUCGGCGUUCCUCAUCGAGAUGUCCGAGGUUGUCGGCGGUCAAUUCCAGAUCACCCUCACUGAAGUAUGAGAGCCGGCAUCGGAUCAGCCAACAUGUUCUUUUGAAGGAUCUAACAAAUCCCAGCUGCCAGUUUGAACCAUCUCUAAUAGCACUGCCCAGUCAAAGACAAUGUAAGCUGUGGACCAAUGAGAGAACUGGGCUGAAGAGACCAUUUUCAGUAGAAAACGUCAAACCGUUUCUCAAUGUUGUGAAUACCACUCACCCCAUGAUUUUGAAUUUAAUAUUGUAACGUAAAAGCAAUUAUCAUGAAAAGCUUUGUACAUAUAUUAUGUAAAUAGAAUUUAAUAUGACAGUGUUUUAUGAAUUAGCCAUGUGCAUAUUGCAAUCCAUUUUCCACAAACUGCUACGUAUUUCAAUUUUUAAAUCAGAGCUCUGUACAUGUGUACAGUCAGUGUGUUUUCAGCAUUUUCAGAGGUUGCUAGUCUCGCUGCUUUUUAAUGUAUCCAUCAUUUCUUCUACAAAAGCCAAUGGUGCGUUUCCUCACCCACAACCCUACUAAUGAUGUGUUCUUCACUGCCGCAAGUAUCUUCCUGUAGGUUCCUGUUAGUUUCACGACUAAAAUGGCCCCGACACUGGGUUUAAUUCAGAACCUAAAGUCAGACAUUUCCACCUGUAAAACCACACAAGAGUUAGUAUUGGCCAUCAUUUAGUCCAAAGUUGUGGACAUUUCCCACCUGUAUGGUGUAACCACAGUUUUCCUGGAAACACUUCAAACCCCAUCCCAAACCCUGACGCGUGCCAGAGGACUUUCAUAGUGUGCAUGUGUAUGUGUGUGUGUAAAAAGUUGCAGGAUUUUGUUUUUCCCCUUACGCAUCAUUUCAAAACAAGCAUGUAUCCUUGUAAUAUUUCAUUAUUAUACCACGGCAAAUCUAGUUGUUUUCGUCACAUCUUGCCUCUUUUGUACAAAAAUAAAGAAAAUGCAUAAUAA
Plectropomus leopardus (leopard coralgrouper) is the source of this 2757-nucleotide messenger RNA. It is a transcript of the gene grhl3, whose product is annotated as grainyhead-like transcription factor 3. Gene Ontology annotation, cellular component: nucleus. Gene Ontology annotation, molecular function: RNA polymerase II cis-regulatory region sequence-specific DNA binding; DNA-binding transcription activator activity, RNA polymerase II-specific. Gene Ontology annotation, biological process: regulation of transcription by RNA polymerase II. Lineage: Eukaryota; Metazoa; Chordata; Actinopteri; Perciformes; Serranidae. The record is from RefSeq and is a predicted model, not a curated record.